Molecule: messenger RNA, 709 nt
Organism: Haemonchus placei
Lineage: Eukaryota; Metazoa; Nematoda; Chromadorea; Rhabditida; Trichostrongylidae
Source: the annotation of a GenBank genome assembly
AUGCUUGAAAACAUGUGCUCUUCAAAAUGCGCAAAUGCCUAGCAAGCGCUUAAUGAGUGAUGAAGAAGUCUGGUUGAGGGGAGCAGGAGGUGAUAUGGUCAUAACCACGACCAUCGGGAGGCGUAUAACUUCUCACUCCACACCGCUGUUGUUGUUAAGCGAUGUGCUACAUGAAGACCGGAAAACGUUCGCUGUCAUGAUUUCGAAGACUGGUGUGGCGAGAUACAUGACAGAUUUGUUGGCGUCGAUCGAGUUGGACUGGGUGGCUUUGUCGCGACGAGAACCGGACGAUGAGCAAAGCCAUGUGCUAUACAGCAGUUUGAUGAUCGCUCUUUCUCGGUUAGCUCUCACAGAAUGUGGAUGGAACACCCUAGCUGAACUAGCGUUGCCGGAGGUACUAGCUGAGUUGCGCGUGUUCUCUAAUCCACCUAAGCAAAUGUUCUUAGAACCAGCCAGUGUCAAAAAAAAAGGAUCGCCAGCGGAACUGUAUGUAUCAUCAUUCGAAGCAGUAAUUCAGCUGUGCAGUGCGAUUUGUGCUAAACCGAAGUGGAAGCGACUGUCGUUUAAGAUUCUGGAUGUAGUUCAUUCGCAAAGGGAGUUACUCAGUCAGUUGAUGCGAGCAGAGAUCAGUUGUCGUAUGAUGAACGCAACGGCUUUAUUGGUGCAGUACAUAUGGGAUAACGGUAGGAAUCGAAUUUGUUCCCCUUAG